UACACAUCACCAGAAAUGAAAAUGGCGGCGCCUAGCCAGAAAUUUGUGACACUUUGUCUUUUUCUGAAUAUUUGCUGUUCUAUCUUAAUAGUCUUAAUAAACAAAUGGAUUUAUACGAAUUAUGGAUUUCCAAAUAUAACAUUGACCUGCAUUCAUUUCAUUGUCACCGCAAUUGGACUGUUUAUUUGCAGACAAAUGCAAAUUUUCGAACCGAAAAGUUUGCCAAUUCGAGGAAUGAUACCACUCGCAAUGACUUUCUGUGGAUUCGUUGUGUUUACAAAUUUGUCGCUUGAAACGAACACUGUUGGAACGUAUCAGCUGAUUAAAACUAUGACAACACCCUGUAUAAUGUUGAUACAGACGCAGUACUAUGAAAAAAGCUUUUCACUUCCAGUGAAAUUGUCUGUGAUACCAAUUGCAGUGGGGGUAUUCCUGAAUUCCAUGUUCGACAUCAAGUUUAGUCUAAUCGGCAUAAUAUUCGCCACAGUUGGUGUCCUUGUAACGUCUUUGUAUCAAGUGUGGGUUGGGGAGAAGCAGAAGGAAUUCCAGGUGAACUCGAUGCAACUACUAUACUACCAGGCACCACUGUCCGCACUCAUGCUGGUUGUGGUGAUUCCCUUCAUUGAGCCAAUCAACCUCAGCAAAGUUUUCACCCUUUGGCCUCUGGAAACUCUGGGCAUGGUACUGGCCUCCGGAGUCGUAGCGUUCUCCGUGAACCUGUCCAUCUUCUGGAUCAUCGGUAACACCUCCCCAGUCACCUAUAACAUGGUGGGUCACCUGAAGUUCUGCCUGACACUUCUUGGUGGAUAUCUGCUGUUCCAUGAUCACCUGAACUGGCUCCAGAUCACUGGCAUCUUGACCACCCUGUCAGGAGUCAUAGCAUACACACAUUUCAAGAUGCAGGAAAACAAGGUACCCACCCCAGCUGCCAUCAAAGCUACUGUAUAAUUGUGCGGUUGUGGGUUAUUUCUUGCCCAGGUUUUGACAGACGAUGACAAAUUGAUAAAAACACACUUUUUGUUCUGCGCAUUUCUUUGAAGAAAAAGUUUGUGGUGUGGACAAUAUGAUAUCUACAACAAACGGCUAUGCAAUAUCUACAAUAAACGGCUGCGCAAUAUCCACAAAAAACAGCUAUUCAAUAUCUACAAUAAAUAGCUACGUAAUUUCUACAAUAAACAGCUGCAUAAUAUCUAGAAUAAACAGCUAUAUAUAUUUCUGAUGGUAUAAAAUUGAUGUUAAUGAACAUUUAAAAUGAUUUAGUUUAAUGAUGGUAAAUUGUGAAUGGUGUGGGACUUAAUCCAUGAGCGAGUGACUUUAUUUAUAAUUGUCUUUGAGGCUAAUCAAUAUUAAUUGCAUACUUGUGGUCAGAGCUCCAGAUAAGAGGCGUAUCUGUGUAUUUACGCAUUGAAAAAAAAAAACGCAUUAAAAAUAAGCCCAGUACGUAACAAAACGCAAUACUAUUCUUAGUACGUAUUUUAAAUCGAUUAAAGUGCGUAACCGGUUUAACCAAUAAUCCAGUUUAGUUUUUAGUGCAAGUUAACCUUUGAAUCAAAAGUAAGUCAAUCAAAAUAAGCUUGUAAUACACAAAUAGCGGCCUAUCAUGUUUGUUGAUCAUAAAAGGGACGUUUAAAGCGACCAGCGGCUCCUGCGGGAAUAUUUUAAAGAAAGUCUGUUCAUAUCGUACUUUAAAAUUCAUUCCGUUUAGAUUUAAUAAAUAGCAAAUAAUAAUAUUUCUAGAUUAAACACACCAUUUACUUUGUCAGUUGUCUAUGGAAAUGGAAAAUAACCCUAAAUAUUCCUAAAUACCAAGUAUGGCUGAAACAAAGGAGUAAAAUACGCUUUAACAAUAAUAUCAAUACCCUUUAGACUGAAUCCUUAUCUGGAGCUCUGCUUGUGGUAUUAGGCAUGCGGUGCAUUUUGAAAUGAAACCACUACUGUUAAUAUUUGCCAAGAUUUUAGGUCAAAACUUAAAUAUUGAAAUCAAAAUAUUAGUGUUUAUUAAUUUAUUAAAGUUAUAACACAGUGCAUGAACAUCAAUCAAAGUGUAUACAAAAAUAUUCCACAGUAUAUAUUUGACAAUGAUAUCUUCAACAGGAAUUUGUUGCAAACAAAAACACAUUCUUAUAUGUUUAUGAUUUUAUUGUUGCUUAUUGUUGGCUUUGGAAUCUUUUCAUUUUAGGCUCAAUCUUUUUGAUAAGUGAAAAUAAGUCACAUUCCAUCAAUUUGCUAGUUAUGUAUUUCGUUAAUUCAUUAUAUAUAUAGUUAAUAGUAAUGUAAAUUUGCUCUCCUUUUUAUUUGUUUUUGUUUUUUUAUUUUUUUAUUAUUGUGUGGUUUGCAUUUCUUUUAACUACCCAGGGGUCAAAUUAUUUUAUAUCAUUAUUUUAUAUUAUUUUAAAGUGACAUAUUGGUAUAGGUAUAUUUCUAAAAAUUCAAUAACUUGUUAAUUUGACAGUAAAAGUUAAUAGUUCUUUAUAUGUUAAUCCCUGAAUCAUUGCAGAUUUGAAACAAUUGUUUUAAUGGAUACACUAGUUUGAUAUCUAAAUGAAAAUGCAUACUGUUGUGUCUAUUUUGCAAUUCAGAUUUCAAACAAAUUUUAUUGUCAAUGUUUUUAUGACUAUAUUAUUUUAUUUUAUAUUUUGGUUUGUGGGUUUCUUAAACUUAAAUCAUUAUUGAAACAAAUGCAAAGGCAAAUAGUCUUGUUAACAUGCUUGUGAUUUUGUGAUCAGUAAUAUUUGGAAUGUAUAACUGGGUGUGUUGGUUUUAGCUCAUAAGAUUUGCUCAUGGUGAGCAUUUGUGGUUUCUUUUUGUCCGUCGCUUGUCGCUGGUGGUGUGUGUCAUUGUUAAUGUUGAGAAGGCCUUAUUUAUUGACCCUUUCUAUGAGAAAUUUCGUCAGGACAAUUUUUCGAAACAUAUCACAGCCGAGUUUGAUGGUUCUGGUCCAUUUUACAAGCUGUUUGCCAGGGGCAUGAGCAGUUUUCUGUAUUAAGCUGUGAUGAAACCUUGUCUAAUACAAAUACAAGUACAUGUAUUUUUGUAUUCAGAUAUUUGGAGGUAAUCACCUUUUAUUGAUUUUUAAAAUGUUCAAAGCUCAAAAACUGAAUCAAAAUGUAAAAACAUUGUUAGUAUACAGUAGAUGUAUUUGAAAUUGUGUACGAAUGUUUCAGAAAAAUAUAACAUGUAAAUUGAUAUUGUGACUGCUCAGGGGUUAAAAAAACGAUGAAAUCCAUCAAAUUUGUUCACUUAAACAAAAACGAUUUUAUAUCUAGUUGCUUAAUGUGUAGUGCUGUAUUGUUAUUUUUUCUAUUGUUACUCAUUUAAAUGAACUACGCUAAUUUUGCAGUCCUUUACUAUGAUGCAAUAACAAUGUGCCAUUUGUUUGUAGUUUUGAAUUCUCAUAAAGGGACAUGUUUGAAAGUCAAUUUGCAACAAUACUUUUUAUGGACAUUUCAUACGAAAACUGCAUUUUUGUUCAUCACCAUUAUCUUUUUGAAUGUUGAAUAAUUAGAAUUAUGAGCCAUUCAUGAAUUUUAUGUAUAUAUAUAUAUUACAGUUGCAUGUGUUCCAAAUUAUAAUUUUGAUAUCAAUAAGUUUGCAGGGAUGUGAAACAAAUUUUUUCCAACAUGCACUCUGUCUGUCUGUCCGUUGGUCUGUCUGUUGUCUCCAUGCAUGAUGAAUGAUAAGCAUUUGAUUAAACUUUGUAUGGAUCAUUCUUGUAGGGUAGACAGGCACACAAUUAUUGUGUUUUUUUUGCACAGUUUAGUUCAUACUUUCAGCAUUGGUAGCUUGAACAUUCUUUUGCAAAUUUAACUUGAAUGCUAUAUUGAAACUUAUAAAUGCAGCAUACAGUAGUAUAAAAUAAUAGUACAAUGUAUAAUGCAUUAGGUCAAUGUCAGCAUGAUGUUUUAAACUUUUUACUUUGCACAAAUUUAAUUCUUUAUUUGACCGUGUGUACUAUUCGGGAAUUAUAUGGUACUGUCAAUGUCAUGCUAGGGGAUAAAAGAUCUAAAUAAAACAUUUUUGUGUAGCACUUACUUUUACAACUGUAUGAAAGCUAUAAGUGGGGAUAUAAAUCAUUGUUAGUGAUAAUCAAGUUUAGAAAAGGCACUGUAUGACAAUGAUUUACAAUAUGGUGUACUGUGAUAUUAGCAUCAAAACGUAAGAUGUUUGACAAUUGUAAUGGGUGUAUUGUUUUGGUUUUAUUAUUUAUGAAUAAAUCAUGUUAAGUGGGAAA
Molecule: messenger RNA, 4231 nt
Organism: Dreissena polymorpha
Lineage: Eukaryota; Metazoa; Mollusca; Bivalvia; Myida; Dreissenidae
Product: solute carrier family 35 member E3-like
Exons: 6
Coding region: 16-948 (310 amino acids)
Cellular component (GO): Golgi apparatus
Molecular function (GO): antiporter activity; nucleotide-sugar transmembrane transporter activity
Source: RefSeq, a predicted model, not a curated record